AUGUCAUAUAAACACAAAGAGCUGGUACAUGGUAUCAUGCAAUCACAAUUCUCAUACGCAGGAGAUAAACAAAUAAUAGACGUCACCUCAGGCUUGCAAGACGUUAACUCAAGGUUGAAGGUAUUGGCUGGAAUCGCUAACAUGCUCGCGAAAGUUGAUUACAAACCGAUCGCAGUCAUGAAAAGCAUUACGGAGUGCACCAUUCACUGUAUGCAAAAUAUUGGUGCGAAACAACUGGUAUCUCCAAACGACGGUAAUAGCAGUGAUGAGGUUCGCUUUCUACCCAAAAAUAUCCCUUGGAUCAUAUAUGGAAGUCGCUCUUUCCAUUCGGCGGAUACGCAAAUGCAGUUUGGAGGCGGAUCGGUUCCAGAGGUAUUGACCGGCAACAUGGUUUUAGAGAUGCUUCCAACUAGUUCUUUAGAUGCAAAAGGACCUGAAGAAGAACCCCAUAAGAAACGCACAGCUCUGCGUAGGCUCCUACGGCGUGCAGAUGAUGCCGACUCUAGUGCAGGCACGUCAACGGCGGACCUCUCGCAGUUGAAAGUAUUACCCAUGUCUGUGGAUGUUGUGCGCCACCAAACCUUGAAGGAGUGUAUGCAUGAAUUCCUUAAUCUGCACUUCGACGGAAGGCAUCCAGCCUCGAGGAGGCUGAAUAUACGCCAGCAGAUGCAAUUACAGUCGGAGCGAUUGAAGCUGAAAAAAUCUUUCAAGAGCAGCAAAGUGUUGGAUACAGUGCGUUUGGAAAAGAGGCGUCCAUCAAAAAUUAAUCUAUCCUUCAGAAAGCUAAAAAAGAAGAUGCGGUACGCAGGCUCCCGUCAUGUGCAGAUGACACAGUAUUUUAUAAACGAGUGCAGGGUACUCAAACGUUGCUUCUUGAGACCUUAUACGACUGCGCUUAAAACUGGGACGCCAGGAACGCACGUUGCAAUCGAUGGUGGAUCGCCUAGCACCCUGGGUAUGAUAAGUGAUGAUCCCAGACCACAUCAAAUUGCCGAUACCUGGAAAAGAUUUAGUCGUUGGUGUGUUGCACAACCUUCAAUUGCUCAACAAUACAAUAAAGACGCCGGAGAUCUGCGAAUCGCCGACGGCUACUUAAGCCGCCGAGCGGAUACGACCGAUGCUACUACAGAACCGGUAACAUACAUGGGUUCCACCUCGGGUGGGGCCGAUUGGCCACCUGUGGUACCCACGAAUCAGUGGAAUGUGGCCAGGCACCUGGAGAGUUUCGUAGAUAGACGGACGCCGAUUUUUGUGGAUGACGCCUUGUUCUUGAAACCAGUGCGAGUGUCGUCACUAUACAGCUGGCGACUCAAAAAUAAGCUGAAGGCAUUGGAAAGGUCCCACACAGAAAACGCCAUGGGGAAUACCAUACGCUAUAUGUUUCAUAAUGGGCUGUGGAAAAAGCCCCAGAAGAUAAUGGAUGUUUCUAUGCCAAUAGAACAGCCCCUCUGGCGGCACCUCUUUGCCAUCGUCUCCUCUCUGCAUAAGCUCAACUUCACCUCUUUCGACCUGAUAAAUGAGCUGACAAAAGUCAUGCAAAUUGCUGCACCCGUUAGCGUCGAGAGCUGCGACAGGCGCAUUCUGGACAACAGGCCUCAGGAACUAUGUGAGGUCCUCGUGGCCACAAUGAGGAGAUUCGGUUACAUGCUCUCAUCAAUAUCAGGUAUAAUAUCUCGAGAUGCCUCGGGAGAACUAGCGUCACGCUUCCUAAAAAUUAUUUGCAACAGCAAUAUCGUAAGCACCGUCGCGGUUCUCUCCGAGCAGCACCAUGCGCAAGUGCAGCUGGCUGAUUUAACGAGAGUAAUGCGCACGUUCAACGCCUUAGUGUUCUUCAAAUACGGCAGGAUUAAAGUUCACAAUCUCAGGACUACUGAAUCUGUGGAUUUAAAUAUAGAAUCUGCCAAUGCCAUAGGCUUCAAACGGCCCAAGCGGGAUGUGAUGGAUACAUAUGAGUCUUUCGCCACGCUUGCCAGGAUCUGCGUGGGCGAACACGACUGUAGGUUGGACUAUGCCGGCAAGACGGUUGACGAACAUGCGAACGCAAUUAUGCGACUUCUAGACGAGAUUACAUACAUCCAGUGGAUGUGUUCCAUGCAUAGUAGCACCGGUUCAGAUGGUGAAACGAUGCGGAAAAUCGCAACGGUUGGGAGCGACCUGGCAGAUGUGUUACUGGAUUGCCUACAAAAGGGCGCAGCACGAGAAAUCGCAUUGCGCGGAGUGUGUACCAUACGCCGUCUCCAACUAACGGCGGACAUACGCGGAGCGGGUGAGACCGCGUGUGGAAAUAUGACUUCGAACGACGGUGGCAGCGAAUCCUCAAGAGAUCGCCUGGCACGACUACAAAAGCUUAUGGUUGAGCACCGACUAACUACUGAGGAAAUAAAUGGUGCAAUUUGCGCUGUUUAUGGCGGCGCCUUCCAACCGCCAUUGAAAGCGAGGCACGACGGCAACCUCCGGAGUGGCAUGGUGGCGAUCCACACAUACGCAAGUUCGACGACCACCGCUGCAGGCAUUUUGCACAACUUCUAUGUCGACCAUUACAAUGCAGUCUAA
Babesia ovata is the source of this 2553-nucleotide messenger RNA. RefSeq lists its product as uncharacterized. Lineage: Eukaryota; Apicomplexa; Aconoidasida; Piroplasmida; Babesiidae. Bases 1 to 2553 code for a protein of 850 amino acids. The record is from RefSeq and is a predicted model, not a curated record. The transcript is spliced from 3 exons.